Molecule: messenger RNA, 2617 nt
Organism: Molossus molossus (Pallas's mastiff bat)
Lineage: Eukaryota; Metazoa; Chordata; Mammalia; Chiroptera; Molossidae
Gene: CNKSR3
Product: CNKSR family member 3
Exons: 13
Coding region: 100-1767 (555 amino acids)
Biological process (GO): regulation of signal transduction
Cellular component (GO): membrane; cytoplasm
Molecular function (GO): protein binding
Source: RefSeq, a predicted model, not a curated record
UGGACAGCCGCCGGGCGCGCCUUCCUGGGCAGGACAGUGGACACGGGCAGCAGGACUUUACCACCGACUGUAGCCCAGCUGGGAGCGACGCCUUUUACCAUGGAACCCGUGACCAAGUGGAGCCCCAAACAAGUGGUGGACUGGACCAGAGGGCUGGACGACUGCCUGCAGCAGUAUGUGCACACGUUUGAACGCGAGAAGAUCAACGGCCAGCAGCUGCUGCGGAUCGCCCACCAGGAUCUCGAGGAGCUGGGCGUCACUCGAAUCGGACACCAGGAACUUGUGUUGGAGGCUGUCGACCUUCUCUGUGCACUGAAUUAUGGCCUUGAAACUGACAAUAUGAAGAACUUGGUUCUGAAAUUGCGAGCGUCUUCUCACAACUUACAGAAUUAUAUAAGUAGCCGGCGGAAAAGUCCAGCUUAUGAUGGGAACACAUCCCACAAGCCCCCCAAUGAAUUCUUGACUUCUGUGGUGGAGCUCAUAGGUGCUGCCAAGGCCUUGUUAUCUUGGCUGGACCGGGCCCCAUUUACAGGGAUCACCGAUAUCUCAGUCACGAAGAACAAAAUCAUUCAGCUUUGCUUGGACUUGACCACUAUAGUCCAGAAGGAUUGUCUUGUAGCAGAAAUGGAGGAUAAAGUUCUGGCCGUAGUCAAGGUUUUAAAUGGCAUCUGUGACAAAACAAUCCGAUCUACCACGGAUCCUGUCAUGAGCCAGUGUGCAUGCCUGGAGGAAGUCCACUUACCGAACGUUAAACCUGGGGAAGGCCUGGGCAUGUACAUCAAAUCGACCUAUGAUGGAUUGCACGUGAUCACUGGGACCACCGAGAACUCUCCUGCAGACAGGUCUCAGAAGAUCCACGCUGGCGAUGAAGUCAUUCAGGUUAACCGCCAAACUGUGGUGGGAUGGCAGCUAAAAAACCUGGUGAAGAAGUUGAGAGAGAAUCCCACAGGUGUCGUGUUACUGCUCAAGAAGCGCCCCACGGGUUCUUUCAACUUCACCCCUGCGCCCCUGAAAAACCUGCGCUGGAAGCCGCCUCUCGUGCAGACCUCGCCUCCGCCCACCACAUCCCAGUCCCCUGAAAGCACCAUGGAUACCUCGCUGAAGAAGGAAAAGCCAGCCAUCCUGGACCUUUAUAUUCCUCCUCCGCCAGCCAUUCCCUACUCUCCCCGGGAUGAGAACUGGAGUUUUCUGCACGGAGGACCCAGCAAGUGCAAACGGCCAGCGCCAGGUCCCAAGCGUUCCGAGUCCCCGAACUCCUUCUUGGACCAGGAGAGUAGAAGGCGGAGGUUCACUAUCGCUGACUCCGAUCAGCUACCUGGGUACUCGGUCGAAACCAGCAUUCUGCCCACAAAAAUGAGGCAGAAAACACCCUCGUACGGCAAGCCCCGGCCUUUGUCUAUGCCUGCGGAUGGCAGCUGGAUGGGCAUCGUGGACCCUUUCGCCAGACCUCGGGGUCCUGGGAAGAAAGGUGAGGACGCCCUUUGCCGCUACUUCAGUAACGAACGGAUCCCUCCGAUCUUCGAGGAAAGGCCCUCGCCCCCGGCCCGGUUCUCCAGGCCCACCGUGGAGCGGCAGCUGGUCCGCGGCGCGGACUACAUCCGAGGCAGCCGGUGCUACCUCGGUCCGGAUCUCCACAGCAGCGCCACCAUCCCGUUCCAGGAGGAAGGGACCAAAAAGAAACCUGGCUCCUCCGGGGCCAAGUCCUCGUCCACAGAGCCGUCCCUGCUGGUCAGCUGGCUGACUCGCCUGAAACUGUUGACUCACUGAGCCCUGCCCUCCGGGGACUCCCCACGGUCUCCUGCUCCCAAGUGCCUUCCCCCUCAGUGGCCGGCCGUGCCGAUUUCCACGCACAGUAUUAUGUAGACACCUUUUGCAAGUUCAUUUUCCUUCUUUUUUUGAAAAUCAUAGGCCGACCUUCUUGGAGCGGUGAAGGAAGUGGGUGGGAACAAACCAGAGGGUCUUGGUGCUGGCUGGGGACAGGAGGAGAGGUGGCCGGGUCCCCUCUCCUUGCUGCCUUGGGUGGGAACAGGCGUCCGUCUCCAGACCGCAGCCUCGGCCAGAAGGUCGCAGUGCGGAGGAGCGGCCCGGGCAGCAUUCGUUUGGGGGGCGGGAAAGAAUUGGUGGCCAUUGUCACACAGGUGUGUUGGUUUGUGGUCCAACUUCUUCACCCGGAACAGCCAGCGGAGGAAACAUCGUGGUUUUGACUUUUCAAGCUACACCUCACGUUUGUAAGUGUAGCCGCUUUGACUUGGACAUGCCAUUCUCAGACAUGUAGACGGGUUACACUUGGUUCAUCCCUGAUCCUAAGCAUCUCAGCAGCGGUGGCUUCAUGCAGAAACACUGAGAUACGGCUUCUCACACACUGAGAAGUUUAUGGUUCUGAGGGCAUCGUUGUUAGAUAUUGUCUCUGAGGGAGAAGACGCUGUAAGAUUUGCUGAUAGCCAAAGCCUCACUAAGAAACACGAAACAGCAGGACUUGUUUAUGAGAGACACCAGUUUGCAUUUUGACCUGUUCAGGGGGUGUCUUCCAGGAAAGGACAGGCAGUGCCUCAAUAGUACACAUUUUGCUAAUUAGAAACAUCUUGGCAAGUCUCACGGUCACACAUUUUCAAGUAGC